Aphanomyces astaci is the source of this 915-nucleotide messenger RNA. RefSeq lists its product as hypothetical. Gene Ontology annotation, molecular function: serine-type endopeptidase activity. The annotation marks the transcript as partial. The transcript is spliced from 2 exons. The record is from RefSeq and is a predicted model, not a curated record. NCBI's taxonomy places the organism in Eukaryota, Oomycota, Saprolegniomycetes, Saprolegniales, Verrucalvaceae.
ACGAACAUGCAAGCGAACUUGGGCUUACUUGUGCGUGGGCUACUACUUCUGGCAUUUGUGACGACGACAGCCUCGCUGACGCCUCCGGUGCUUGAGAAGCGCCCAAAGAAUGUACCGUUUGGCAAAGUCCCGGGCGAAAACCGCGGCAAGCAGCCGAUGGAACCGGUCAUCUACCUCGAAGAUCCGUACUAUUACGUUCGCGACGACAAUCGCUCCAACACGGAAAUCUUGGAUCACUUGAAGGCCGAAAAUGCUUACACGAAGGCGGCGUUGAGUCACUUGGACAGUCUACAGGAUGAGUUGUACAAGGAGUUGCUUAGCCACGUGCAGGAAACCGACCAGAACGUGCCGUACCCCCACGGCGACUUUGUGUACUACUCGGGCACGGAAGAAGGCAAGGCGUACCGCAUCCACUACCGCAAGCCUCGUCAUGGUGAUGGCGCCGAGGAAAUCUUGCUUGACGUCAACAAAUUGGCGGAAGGCCACGCGCAAUGUAGCGUCCGCAGAGUCGAAGUGAGUCCUGACCACAAGUUGCUCGCGUACUCGGUGGACUUUACGGGCUACGAAACGUACGACAUUUAUAUCAAGGAUUUGGCCACCAACACCAUAAACAAGGCCGUGGAAGGGUGCGAUGGCAGGAUCGUGUGGGGUCGGGACGCCGAGACGCUGUUUUAUGUGACGAAGGACGCCGCCCAACGCAGCCACAAGGUGUGGUCGCAUCUGGUGGGCGCGCCUCAGUCGGAUGACACGACUCUAUUCACCGAGGACGACGAGAUUUUCUCCGCCGGCGUGUUCAAAACCAGCUCUGGCCGGUUCCUUGUCAUUCCGACGUCGUCCAAAGAGACCAGCGAAGUGCGCGUGCUCGAUUUGCACGACCCCCAACCGUCCUUGGCUGUCGUCGCCCCACGUGUUCAG